Messenger RNA from Frankliniella occidentalis (western flower thrips), 3597 nucleotides. RefSeq names its product zinc finger and SCAN domain-containing protein 2-like. The record is from RefSeq and is a predicted model, not a curated record. The transcript is spliced from 4 exons. Bases 252 to 3014 code for a protein of 920 amino acids. NCBI's taxonomy places the organism in Eukaryota, Metazoa, Arthropoda, Insecta, Thysanoptera, Thripidae.
AUGGCGGUCAGAUGUCAGAUUGUGCUGGACCAGGAGAACGACCACUCUUUGAUACGUUGAUUAGGAACGCGUCACCCGUUAUUCGCGCGGAUUUAUUGAAAGGCCCUGCAAAGUUGUCUGCAGUUAACUAUUAUUUUACGGAUUACCACUUUGGUAUUUACUAUUUUUACAUCAAAACCUCCUGGUUAUACGUUUUACACCUACUGAUGGAUUGUUCUUAAACACUUUGUGAGGGUACAACUUGUAUUGACAUGGCAGAGGAUUUGCCUGAUGCUAAUGAUACAAUGAGUAGUCACUGUUUUGUAUGUGACAAAGAUUUGUCCCACUCAAGAGAUAAUAAUGCCCUUUUACUGUCCAAUCACACGGAAUACUCACGCACUGGGCUUCCAACAAAAAUUGGACAGUUAAUGGGAGAUGGUUUCAUGGUGGUAGUAACAGCCUGUGAUGAAGCCUGCACUCGAUGCUAUGAUCUAAUAAAUUUAUUGGACAAACUUGAGGUGGAUGUUGAUAAAGUUCGACGCCUAAUAACCAGCUAUCUUCGUAAGAAAUAUGGUCUCCUUGAAAUUAUUAAAGAAGAACCUCCAGAUUCUGAAGAUCAAGCUUUAUUGUUUGAUGAAAAGGCUAAACUCAAUCUAGAAGAAGAUGUUAACCAGAUCAUGUAUGGGAAAGGUGGACAUCUGGACAUUGAUUUCAAAACAUCUUUAAUGGAGGAGAAUUCUAGGAUAUGUGAUAUGCUUACUGCUUUAAAUGCAAAGCAACAGCCUUUAGCCAUUCCCUUAAAGCCUACACCAUCUAAGGUUUGGAAGUGCAAAAGUUGUGGUUUGAAAUGUAAAUCAUCAAAGGAACUAAGAAAUCAUGAAAAGUCUCAUGUCUCCAUUUCUCCCAAAAAGUUUCUCUUUGGGUGUAGUAUGUGUGAUUUCAAAGCUAAUACAAAGCUAGAACUCAGUGAGCAUUCUCGAAAACAUGUUUUUCCUAAGUCUUUUGAAUGCGAGGUGUGUAGCAAGUGUUUUACUUCCCAAGUGGCGUUAGAUGAGCAUGCUAGUACACACAAGAUAUAUCAGUGUGCAGACUGUGGGGCUGCUUAUGAACAAAUAGAAAGUUUAACAGUUCAUGAAUGUAUAACCCAAGAUAUCCCUGACGAGUCCUCAGUAAUAUGUGUGAUAAAAGUUGAACAGAAUGAAGCUCCUGAUCCCACUAGAAAUGUCCCUGAUCAACUACCUUCAGAGGAAAAUUCACAAUCAACUGACUUUGACUCAUUAUGUCGAGACACACUUAGAGAAGAAUCAGAAUUCUCUGAAGUAUCAGUUAAUGUUGAAACUGAAGCAUCUAAAGAAGAAAACAUGUUUUCGCAGAAACCAGAUCCAUCAUCUGCUGAGGUAGAUAUUGUGAAACAAAUAGAGACGGAAGGUGAUGCAGAUGAGGAAAUAGCCUCUGUAAUUGGGUUGUUCAGUGGUGAUGAUCAAUUUCACAUGGUGUCAGAAGGCACUGAAGGUGAAAACAUUGAAGAAAUGGAUGAAGAAGAUGAGGAUGAAGACUACUUGAAUGAUGGAGGAGAGGGCUUUGACCAGGAUGUUGAGUCUGGUAAGAAUGGUAACAAAAUUUUUGUGAAUGGUGUUGAAGUUUCCUUUGCUGAUAUAGUUGAGCAAGAGGGUGAAAAUGACAAUGUCUUAGCUGUUGAUUUGGUGUCAGCUGAACUUGAUGAUCAACCAGUCGAGGCAAAGGAUAUAGAGGGGCAAGAGGGUAAACCUAAAAUUUUUGUGUGUUCAAUUUGUAAGUUCCGCACAGAAGAUCAGGAUGAAAUCCAAAAGCAUUUGGAGUCUCAUAGCAUUACCUUUGCCUUAGAAUGUGAAAUAUGUCAGAUGAAGCUAAAAAAUCAACGUACCUAUGACAAACAUAUGCAAAGACAUUUAACUCUUAAAAGUCCUGUGCCAGUAGCAUGCACAGUCUGCAAAGAAAUAACAGCUGACAAAUUUGCUCUGCGAAAGCAUAUGCUUGACAACCAUCCAGAGAUAUUUAAAUGUCAGUUCUGCCAUGAAUCUUUUGAAUCAAUACGAGCACGUCGAAAACAUGAAGCAACGCAUGAUGCUGAGUCUGAAAAAACCUGUGAAGAAUGUGGAAAAUCUUUUCGUAAACUUUCGCAACUUAAUUUUCAUAAAGAAUAUGCUCAUAGAGAAUUAAAAUGCCAGCAUUGUGAAAAACAAUUUGACACUAUUAAAAAACUGAGGGAUCACGAAAGACGUCAUGUCCAAAAUAAUGAAGGAUUUCCGUGUUCUCAAUGUGAUAGAGUCUUAAAAACAGCUGCUGGUCUGAAAUUGCAUUGUGCCAAGCAUACUGGACAGUACAAAUUUUGUUGUGAUGUGUGUGGUCGUGGCUUUAUGUCAAAAGCAAUUCUAGAUGAACAUAUGGGUCGUCAUACUCAAGAAAAACGGUAUACAUGUGAUGUAUGUGGGAAAAUGUUUGUAUUUAACAGUACCAUGCGAAUACAUCGAAGAUGGCAUGAUAAUCCUCUUCCUUACAAAUGUAAAACUUGUGGUCAAAGGUUCCGGCACACUUCACUUCUUUCAGUCCAUCGGAGAAGAAUGCAUACAGGUGAAAGACCAUAUAAAUGCCCUUACUGUGCUCUCACGUUUACUGUGAGCAAUUGUUUAAAAAGACAUGUUGUGCUGCAUACUGGUGCUUACCCAUACUUUUGUGAACCUUGUGACAAAGGCUUUACCACUAGACAAAAAAUGGCUGUGCAUCUUGCUAAAGUUCACAAUAACAAAGAUAUGCUGAAUACCAAACCUCCAGCAUGUGAAUAUAAAAUGGUAAUUCCAAACACUCCUAUUCAAGCUCCUCCAGAACUUAGUGAUGUCAAAGACCUUGAUGUACCAAUGGAGGGUGUUGAGCAUGUGGGUGAAGUUCAUCAUGUCAUCAUUCAAAGUGACGAGCAACAGUUGGAAGCAGAAGGUAAUAUCCAACUGCAAAUUAUUACUAUGGACCCUGAUCAUGGAUUUUCAUCAGUUUUUGAAUAAUUAUUAUAAACAUGCUUUGUAUUCAGUAUUUUGUUUCUCAAAGUGUCACUAGCAUUACUGAAUGCUAUUAAAUUAGAUGUGGUAUUCAUUUCUGUUAUGAAUGAAACUGGCUCAAAACUCUCAAGUGUUUGUUAAUUUCUGUACUUCUCAAAUUGUAUAAACUGCACCGAAAUGUUAUUGAAGCUUAAUUUUGUCUCUACUAUCAUAGACUGCUCAAAAGCUGUUCCUAGUCUCUCAGAAAUGUUAUUAGGACAUUAUUCCAUCUUUGUUCUUUGUAUGGUUUUUAUGUUUAUGAUUGCUUUCUAACUUAUUUAUGAACUGUCAAACUCUAGAGAUGAAAAUGAACAUCAAAUAAUCCCAUUGAUAUUACUCACAAUUAUUUUCUUUUGUUACUAGGAAACCUAGUACUUAAACUCUUGCUGUAUUGCCCCUGAUGUACUGUAUGUUAAUAAUUGGUUGUGUAAAAAGUUAAAGGAUUUAUUGAAAAUGCCCUAGUCUACCUCAACAAUGUUGUGGUUUAACAAAUGUUUGGCCAGUAGUUUAUUGUACUAUAUAGGUUUUAAUAAUGAGAUGCCAACAUGAA